This is a messenger RNA of Colletes gigas, 978 nucleotides long. RefSeq lists its product as uncharacterized. Bases 1 to 978 code for a protein of 325 amino acids. The transcript has a single exon. Lineage: Eukaryota; Metazoa; Arthropoda; Insecta; Hymenoptera; Colletidae. The record is from RefSeq and is a predicted model, not a curated record. Gene Ontology annotation, biological process: DNA replication, removal of RNA primer. Gene Ontology annotation, molecular function: nucleic acid binding; RNA-DNA hybrid ribonuclease activity.
AUGGAAAUCCAGCUCACAUCGAGCAGAUCCAUCCCCAGCAUCCCUCCGUGGACCUUUCCAAGAAUUAGCACUAACACCUCUCUACUGAACUACAGUCAAAAGAAAUCUGAUCCAAUCAUGCUAAAGGCUAUGUUCCAAGAAUUGGAAGCGGGACUCGCAAACCACGUGCAUAUAUACACAGACGGGUCCAAGCCACCAUUCGGAUCCGGAUACGCAAUUGUCAGGAACCAGUCAACCGAAAAAGUUAAACUCCAUCACAAAACACCUAUCUUCCUAUGCGAACUUCAAGCAAUUAAACGCGCCAUCAAAUCAACUUUAACCGACCAAAAUACAAAUUUUGCAAUUUUCUGUGACUCCACAAGCGCCAUCUCAGCAACACAAAAACUAUGGACAAGCAACCCUGUCAUCCAAGAAUGUCAAGAAGCCUACACCAGAUCGAGCCAAAAGAACAACUCAAUAACAGUAAUAUGGAUUCCUUCCCAUAUUGACAUAACCGGCAACGAAAAAGCGGACCGUGCAGCUAAAGAAGCAGCCAACUCAUCCACCCCCAACCACCACGACAACGGCACUCACCUGGAAACGUUACUCUCCAUUCUCAAAGAAAAAAGUAAAAACUGUUGGAACAAAGAGUGGAGCACAUCAACCAAAUCCCGUACAAAAUUAAUCAAAAAUGACUUCUAUGAAAAAUCCAUUACCUGGAAAUUACCCAGACCAGACCAAGUGAGAGUAUCACGAAUCAUUAUAGGCCACACCAAACUGACCCAUCAACACCUCCUCCAAAAAACAGGCCCACCAAUAUGCGAAACAUGCAAAGACCUCCUAACAAUAGAACACAUCAUCAUCCACUGCAGAAAAUAUAUUCCAAUCAGGCAACGGCUCAACAUAAAACCAACCCUAAAGGACAAUCUGAAGGACAACACAUCGACCCAAAAUCUAUUACAGUACCUCAAAAUUACCAAAUUGUACAACAAACUCUAA